AUAUGAAGCAUUUCGUUGAAAAUGGCAUCCAAAGCCAAGUUUUCUAUUAUGUUGACAGCUUGCUUCGUGUAACUUACAUAAUGCUCGAUAGUAGAAACCCCAUUCGCGCGCUGUCUGUCUUUAGAAGCUAAGUUGGCUAACUGUUUAAGCUAAUUGACUAACGCUGGUAGUAUAACGUUAGACACCAGUAGCAACUACCAGUACGUUGUAGUGGUUACCAGCUACUAUCUGGUAAAACGUUGCUGUUGUGUCCUUUGUUGUAUCAUAGCAGCGAACACGAACAAAGAUGUCAGGCAGAGCUAACGUGACGUUACGAUUGGAAAAACAGUGCAGCUCACUUAACUCAAAGAUUGAAAGGCAGUGGUACACGCAUAAGCUGAACUUGAAAUAACUUCCCUUGAUGUGCCAAUCCAUGACAUACAAAGUAAAAGAAUUGGCGAUAAAGAAAAACAGCUCUCUCUCUCAGAGGAGGGGUGCACCAGCAGGAGGAGAAUGGAGACAGAGGAAAGAAGAACAGUGGCGAGGCCAAGGCAAAGCGCAGGCGGAGGAGGGUGAGCGUUGUGAACAGCAUGGAAAAGAAGCCGUGCCCAGGGGGACCUGCCAGACCAUGUGCCCUGCUCGUGAGCUGCAGGACCGUGAGGUGCAGAACCGCCUUCACCGCUUUGAGAUCUUGGCAGGCACAGAAAGAGUUCGACGGCCCAGAGGAGACCCCUUGCGAGCUGUCAAAGAGUAUUCCAGACCAGCAGCUGGAAAAGACUCAACAAACCCCACUGACCUCCGUCCACCUGCUGUGUUGCUGAAAACUGUGUGUUACCUUAUUGAUGACAUUGCUGCGUCCCCUCACCUGCACCCAUGGACUGAGGUGUACAGCUUUGUCUUUGAUCGGCUGCGUGGCGUGAAGCAGGACAUGAUCAUUCAGAGGGUGUCUGGGUUGAACUGUGUGGCCAUUUUAGAGCGGACGGUGCGUUUCCUCAUCUAUGCCUCAUAUCGGCUUUGCGGUGAGCCCCUGCGGCUCUACGACCCACGCAUUAACGACACACACCUACAGGAGAGUCUGAGCUGGCUGUUGGAUUGCUACGCAACUGAAACGGGGCCGCAUCCCAACCAGGAAGAGUUCCAAGCUCUUGGUCUGCUGUACAACUUGGGUUCAGCUCGUGCCACGCAGCACAUCAUGGAGCUCUGUGAGCGGCUCCGCAGCUCUCCUGCCAUCGCACUCGCUCUUUCCAUCAACCGAGCUUUUCUGGAGCGAAACCCCGUGCGUAUGCUCCGAUUGGCUCGGAGGUUGAACUUCAUACAGGGCUGCGCUCUGCACCGUCACCUGGUGACGUGUCGAAGAGAUCUGCUGCUCAUAUACAGCCACGGAUACUGCAGCCGCAACUGUCGCUUUCCUCUCGACGGACUGGCUCAGCUCUUGUUCUUAGACGCGUCACUCACAGCCCGACUCUGUCGGGCAUAUGGAGUGGUUGUUAAUCAGGGCAACCAAUUGGUUUUCUCCAAGGCUGCUUUCACUGAGCCUGAGAAGGGGAAACUGCAUUGUCAAACGUAUCACAACAUAGUGGCAGAGAAACAGAAAGAUCUCAGUGUUGGGAACAUCAUUCACGGUUGCGUUUGACAAAUAAAAAGAGUAAAUCAGUAAUACAAGUAAUGAAUGGUACCCCUAGGGUGUGCUCCUGUACCUCCACAGGGAGACCAGUGCUACUGGCAGGGAUUUAAGGUCUAGUUUAUUAACACUUUUGCAGUGGUUUCAUCUUUCUACUGUUGUUAUCUUAUUGGAUUUGAGCCUUGGGGCAUCUUUCUAGGACACAUGUUCAACAUAAGGGUCAGGGAUUUAAUGAUGUGCUCUGAGUUCAGCAGUGAAAGGUUCCCUUUUUGGUUCUGGAGGUGCUUUUUAAUCCUGAUCAUGCAUUUGGUGCAUUAAGAUGUGAAUUUCUUUAAUAUUGUUACUGAUCAUGUUACGGUUUAAAUGUUAUGUUAAUUUCAUACCAUGUUUUUUUAAUUCUUUUCAAGCAUUUCAGAAAACCUACUGUGCAACAGUGUUAUUCUCAUUAAUGCAGUACCUCAGAAGUAUUUAAAUAAAUGUUUUGUUACCUAAAAGAAA
Molecule: messenger RNA, 2098 nt
Organism: Perca fluviatilis (European perch)
Lineage: Eukaryota; Metazoa; Chordata; Actinopteri; Perciformes; Percidae
Gene: sac3d1
Product: SAC3 domain containing 1
Exons: 4
Coding region: 401-1612 (403 amino acids)
Biological process (GO): spindle assembly; centrosome duplication
Cellular component (GO): centrosome; spindle; nucleus
Source: RefSeq, a predicted model, not a curated record